Messenger RNA from Pollicipes pollicipes, 813 nucleotides. Its product is annotated as putative membrane protein C20F10.07. Gene Ontology annotation, molecular function: sterol transfer activity; sterol binding. Bases 1 to 609 code for a protein of 202 amino acids. Gene Ontology annotation, cellular component: endoplasmic reticulum membrane; plasma membrane; endoplasmic reticulum-plasma membrane contact site. Gene Ontology annotation, biological process: intracellular sterol transport. The transcript is spliced from 4 exons. The record is from RefSeq and is a predicted model, not a curated record. NCBI's taxonomy places the organism in Eukaryota, Metazoa, Arthropoda, Thecostraca, Pollicipedomorpha, Pollicipedidae.
AUGUCGCACAGUGUCGUCAGUCUGUACUUGGAGGAUGAGCGCGAUAUCAAGCGGCGCAGACACGCGCUGCGCAGCCUCAGCCGCAGCACCCCCAUGAUGAACCGGCUGGACUCGCAGCCGUCGUUCGAAGUGUCACUGGGAAUGGUGCCUGAGGGCGUGGUCACCACUGGUGUUUCAGCGUUCUCAUGUGCGCUGGUGAGCGACAUUCUGCUGCAGGGCCGGCUCUACGUCACCAGUCAUCACUUCGCCUUCUACUCCAACCUCUUCGGGCACGUUACCAGGAUACUGAUUCCGUGCUCGCUGGUGCUGGCCAUCACCAAGGAGAAGACGGCGCGCAUCAUCCCCAACGCGGUGGCCGUGGUGAGCAGCGAAGGCCGCCACGUGUUCGGUAGCCUGCUCAGCCGUGACUCGGCCUUCGAGACCAUGGUGCGCGUAUGGCGCAAGGAGAUCGGUCGAGACGAGCCCGAUCUCUCCUCGAACGGCAAGGAGGUGAGGCUCGCACGAGCGUCGCUGGGACGAGGAUCGCUACACGGGCUCUUGACGGCAGGGACGAGGAUUGGUACACGGGCUCUUGACGGCAGGGACGAGGAUCGGUGCACGGGCUCUUGACGGCAGGGACGGGGAUCGGUACACGGGCUCCUGACGGCGGGGACGAGGAUCGGUACAUGGGCUCUUGACGGCAAGGACGAGGAUCGGUAAAUGGGCUCUUGACGGCAGGAACGAGGAUCGGUACACGGGCUCUUGACGUCAGGGGCGAGGAUCGGUACACGGGCUCUUGGCAGCAGGGACGAGGAUCGGUACACGGGCUCUUGA